Messenger RNA from Selaginella moellendorffii, 6055 nucleotides. RefSeq names its product protein CHROMATIN REMODELING 20. The record is from RefSeq and is a predicted model, not a curated record. Bases 169 to 5331 code for a protein of 1720 amino acids. Gene Ontology annotation, cellular component: nucleus. The transcript is spliced from 30 exons. Gene Ontology annotation, molecular function: ATP hydrolysis activity; ATP-dependent chromatin remodeler activity; ATP binding. NCBI's taxonomy places the organism in Eukaryota, Viridiplantae, Streptophyta, Lycopodiopsida, Selaginellales, Selaginellaceae.
GGGCUUUGAGGAGGGAGAGGAAGCGCGCGGGGAGGGCGCGGGAUUCCAUUCACGAUCGCUUCCCAUGCCUCGGCAGUGGCUGGAAUCCUCGAUCGUCUCCCAGCGUUACGACCGCCGCGGCUCACAGGUGGAUUGUUUCAGGGUUUUGGGAGCGUGAGAGAUUGGGCAAUGGGGGAUCCCGAGCUCCAGGUGAAGUUUAAUGCCGGCUUGGCGGCGGCGAGGAGAGUGGCUGCGCUGAUUGUAGGGCAGCCAUUUUGCGCCUCGGAUUGCAUAAAGGCCGAGAAUCCACUAGAUGAUGUGAAGAUUUCUUUGAGGUCAGUCAGAGAAGUCCCCAGUAUCGGUGAGAGAAGUGAGAAUGGGCUGCUUGUCGAGGAGCAAGGAAAAGUUUGCGAAGAAGAUGAAUGCCAAGAAGAGAAAGUCUCACCGCAAGCACAAGUCAAGGAGGAAAUCCGGUGUGAAGAACAAGUCGAUGGAAACAGCUGCGAGAUCAUACGAGUAGAUGCGGAUGAAGAAAAGAGCUGCGAACUUGUAGAGAAGGAAGACAAAGCUUGCGAAGUCCAGCGCAGGGAAGAAGGAGAUGGCGGAGUUGAAAAGGACAGCUCGGAGGACGAGUGCGAUGGCGAUGGAUACAUGUCCGAGAGUUCCAGUGAGGGCUCAAAGUCUGACGAGGAAGUCACAAGGAUGAUCGAUUGGCUGGUGGAAAUUGAAAGUGAGUCCGCGGACGCUCAAGAACAUUUGGAAGACGAAAGUGUAAAGAAAGUGGAGGAGGAAGUCAGGCUGGAGUUGUCUGAAACACUCUCUGGACAAGAACUGGAUAUGGCAGUUUCUUGUGAAAUGGCGGACUACGUUUCCAUAUGGAAAAAAACGCUUUUGGAGCUUGAAGAGGAGAGUGCAAAGCUUCAGGACCGCCUUGAAGAUGCCGGUGUGUCUCUACCGGAUCUAUUCAAAGCUAUUGAAAAGCAGGCUGCUGAAGGGUGUAUGACGGACACUUGGAGAAACCGGGCUCACUGGGCUGGUACUCAGGCACCUGAAGAUUUUGCGGAAGUGCUUCAUUCUGCCGAGAAAGAUUUGGAUGCUCUGCGGCCGGUUAUAAGGCGCCGAGGCAAACUUGUAGAAGAAGGUGCAAGCGGUUUCCUGGAAAGAAAAGUGAACGACGUCGAUACUGUAAAGGGCUCCACUGGAUGGGAAGCUUUUGAUAGUGCAUUCCAGCCAAAACUGAGCGCAGUUAGCUUGUUCGAGUCAAAAAAAUGGGCUGCGGUUUACUCCGCCUCGACCCCGGAGCAAGCAGCGCGAUUGGGCUUAAAGUUCCCAGGCGUUGACAAGGUUGACGAUAUUGCGGACAUAGAUCAACAUGUUGGGAUGGAGGCGGCCGCUUUGGCCGAAGAGAGUGAGUUCGGUCUUACGGAGCAUCAGAAGAAGACUAUGAAGCGGGUUAGAGAAGAGGAUGAUGUGCGGCAGAUGCAGAAGAAAAUUGGUGCCAGACGUGUCAAUUGCGGGUUUGGAGGGGCAAUGGCAUCACAAGUGAAGUCAUCAACAAGUGACGUUAAUAUUAUAACCGAGCCUCCUGCAGUACUAUCCAGAUUGCAGCCCGAUACCAUUGAUCUGGGGACUGCAGGGGACCCGCAGAACACAGAUGAAUUGCGACUCGAAGACGAGCAACGUCAGAGUCAUGAGCGGCAAACAGGAACGGACCAGGCAAUCGCGGAUAACGUGACAACUAGGAAUCAGUCAUUUAUUAAUGGAACGCCGUCGCGCAGCGAGGAAAAAGUGAAGAAAGGUGUGGCUCCAGCCAGGGAAGGAAAGGAUCAUAUACGCAAUGCUAGCUCUUUUGGACGCCCAACCACAGAUGGAACGGAGCCUAUGCCCGUCUUCAUGGAACAGACCGUCAGAGAUAAUGAAACACAGGCAGAGGCAGUCGCAGAUGGAAGUCAAUGCCAUGACGAAGCAGUUGAGACUGAAGAAUUCAAGGUUCUUAAAAGAAGUAACAGUUUUAAAGCCAUUGGAGUGAGGACGAGCUCAGCGGGUGAUGAUGCUAAAAAGCCGACUCCUUCGAUGGUCAUUGUUGUCAGCGAUGAUGAUGACGACGAUCCACCUGCUGAUUGCGGUUCGACUGCACAACCGAGAACAGUAGACCAAGGCAAGGUGCCAAGUAAAGAUGUCACUGCGCUGGAUGAAACGACUUCUCCGUUAAAGCCUUUGAAACGAGUGACUGAACAUGGUUCUUCAUCCAGAUGCAAGAGAAAGCGUUGUUUCAUGGUUAACAGUAGUGAAGAUGAGGAAGAUGCGACCUCGGCCAAGAAGGAACAAUCGGGAUUGAAAAGUGAUCGUGAUGAGCAAGAGGAAAGAAACUCAGACAGCUGCGAUUUAAGUCAGAGUAAGCUGUCCGGGGAUACCAGGAGAAGGUUGACGAGAGGAAACAGGAGCUUCGGGUGCACAGUAUGCGGCGAGACAAUGUCGGCAAAAGACGUACUGUCGCAUCCCGUUCUGAAAGUUAUAAUUUGCACCUCCUGUAAGCAACAGUAUGAUGAUGGCCCGUUUCGGAAGGAUGAAGAUGGCUCGGAAGCAGAAUGUAGAUGGUGUGGUGAAGGUGGAAGUCUGAUUUGCUGCGAUAGCUGCGACAAGGUUUUUUGCGAGUCUUGCAUUGGGAGGAAUUUCGGACCUGCGUUUUUGGAAAGCAUAGAAGACAUAUCCUGGAAGUGCUACCUUUGCGAUCCAUCUCCUUUAGCAAGUUUGCAGCAGUGGCUGAAAGUAGCAGAAGAAGAAGCCUUAAAGGAAUCACUAGCUAACUUGGACGUGAGGCGUAAUCGUAAAAAACAACGAAAGAACAUUCGCAGGGUGCUGAGAGAUGACGAAUUGGACGAGGUUACGAAACAGAAGUUGGCACUUGAAAAGGAACGUCGAGAACGCCUAGCAGAAUGGUAUGCAGAAGCAAGAAAGGGGAAGUCUCUCUCUGGGAAAGCCGCCAACUCAGAGAAGGCUGUCGAAGGGACAGACGGAGACGAUCAUAUCUGUGAAGGUGAUUGCAAAACUGAGGGGUGCGUUAUCAACAUUGCUAGCAGGCAAACUGGUGAACCACUGGUUCGGAUUCCUGCAAGUAUAUCGAAGCAUUUAAAGCCACACCAGCUGUGUGGAGUCCGAUUUAUGUGGGACAACUGUAUUGAGUCUGUGGAGAAAGUCAAAUCCGGGGAUGUAGGUUUGGGCUGCAUACUUGCCCACAGCAUGGGACUUGGAAAAACGCUGCAGGUUAUCGCUUUCUUGUACACGGUAAUGAGAAACGUGGACUUGAACUUCAAAACCGUGUUGGUUGUGGUCCCCGUAAAUGUUUUGCAUAAUUGGAAGCGUGAAUUCGAGAAGUGGCGGCCUGCAGAAGUUGCGCCUCUGGAAGUGUCGAUGCUAGAUACUUCCAGGGAUAAUGCAACUAGAGCGAGCCUUCUGAAAUCCUGGAAGGAAAAGGGAGGUGUCAUGCUUAUUGGCUAUGCAGCAUUUCGGAAUCUUUCGACGGGAAGUCACGUGAAGGACAAGGAAACAAGAGAUACUCUAUGCAAGUGCCUGCAGGAUCCUGGCGCUGACAUAGUUGUUUGUGACGAGGGUCACACCAUUAAAAAUGACAAGGCGGACAUUACCAUAGCACUCCAGCGAGUGAAAUCUGGCCGCCGAAUAGCCAUGACAGGAUCUCCUCUACAAAACAAUCUGAUGGAGUACUAUUGUAUGGUUGACUUUGUGCGGCCUGGGUUUCUGGGUCCUCAAGCGAUCUUUCGUAACAAGGUCCAGAAUCCAAUAGCAAAUGGUCAACAUGCCGAUUCUACUCCGGACGAUGUAAAGAAGAUGAAACGGACAGUGCAUAUUCUGCAUAAACGUCUGAGCGGAUUCGUGCAACGACGGGACAUGACUGUCUUGAAAGAUGAACUCCCUCCAAAGUGCGUAUGGGUGAUCUCUGUCCGCCUGUCUCCCUUGCAGAAACAGCUAUACAAAAAGUUUUUGAGCUUAUGCGAAACUGGGAGGAGCAAACUCUUCGAUCACUACCAUGUUCUAGCCAAGAUAUGGAACCACCCGGAUUUGCUAGCUAUUGCAAAAGAGCAACGAUUGAACGAGGAGUUUAUUGUAGACUCGGAGAAAGAAGAUAGCGCCGAGAAUGGACAAGGAUGUCCAAAGCGGGCUUCCCCUGAGGCUGAUAGUUUCGAAUGGUGUGAAGAGAUUCUUAAAGAGUCAAAGCGGGAUGUUUUAGAAAACAGUGGAAAAAUGGUCCUGAUUAUGACACUGCUCUCACUGAACUCGUCGCGAGGCGAAAAGACUCUAGUAUUCAGCCAGAGUUUGCACACGCUCGAUUUGAUUGAAAACUUCUUGGAUACAAUUCCACUUGGAGGUAGCCAAGAUGUUUGGAACAAAGGGAGAGAAUGGCUAAGGCUCGAUGGCAACACAACUGCGAGUCGGAGGCAGCAGAUAGCGGACAUUUUCAACGAUCCUAACAACACAGCUAUUAAGUGUCUUCUAAUUUCUACCAAGGCUGGCUCGCUGGGUACUAAUAUGACCGGCGCUAACCGUGUCAUCAUAGUUGAUGGGUCCUGGAAUCCUACUCACGAUUUACAAGCUCUUUUUCGAGCAUGGAGAUAUGGGCAAACGAAGCCUGUGUUUGUCUAUCGAUUGCUGGCGUACGGGACUAUGGAAGAGAAAAUCUACAAUCGCCAAUUAACGAAGGAAGGCAUCGCUGCGAGGGUGCUUGACGCCCAUCAAGUUGGCAGGCAUUUAAACGCAGACGACCUGGAGCUUAUGUAUACUUUGGAUGACGAUGACGACGAGGAGGGAACUCAAUUGGCCGGAACCGAGCAGCAACAGCAGCCUGGUGCCAAGGGUCAGAAGCCCAAGCACAAAACGUUUUUUGUGCCCUCUGACGCCCCUCCACGAGAUGAUCACAUGGCGAUGCUUCUCUUGGACUUUAGGCCACAGUGGAUUGCGCAGUAUCACGAACACGAGCCCCUGUUAGAGGACUUGGAGGAGGAGAAACUGACACCAGAAGAGAUGAAGACGGCUUGGGACGGGUAUAUAAUUGAACACGAGCUGCAGAAUCGACAGAUACCAAGCCAAUCCCCGACGAACUAUCCACCACAGUCGCAAUAUCCAGCCAGCAGCACCGAUGUUCGUCCUCCUUUCACUGCGACUCCCUCCAAGGCAGCUUGCAACGACGUUUAUCACGCCAGCCUUUUGGAAUCACUGUCCAUUCCCGUUGGUGGUUCCGUGGCUUGUGGUAAGUGCCUGCAGAGAGUUCGAUGGGAAAAUCUCGGAAUUCCCGAUUUCAACAAGCAGCAGCAGCAGCAGCAGCAGCAGCAGCAGUAGCAGUAGCAGCAUCACCACUUACAAACGUACAUAUAACAUUUUUUCUCGUAAAACUUUUCGCGACUUUAGCUACAACCAACUUAAGUUUUCGACGCUUGUCGCAUGGAGGAGGUGACACGUAUGGUGACACGCGUUUGUACAGGAAAGCGGAGAUUAUAGCGAUGGGGAUUGACGAUGGUGCAACUGCUGAUGCUAACCGGCCACCACCCGCUACUAUUGCAGGCGCUUUGAAUUCGGCCUCUCAGUCGUUGGUGGGAUCCAAGCCUCUCGAGGCCAGUGAUGCUCGUGCCAUACAAAGCGCGGAAGCUCGAGCCACUGGAAUUCCGGCCGGCGUGAAAGGUGGUGUCGGAGCUGCUGCGCAGCAUGCAGUGGACAAAGGCGAGCCGGUUACAGUCGGAGACGUGCUUCGUACACCAAUUCCAACGGGUGGUGACAAGAUCGUCACGCAGGCUGAUGCUUCACGAGUUCAGAGCGCCGAGCAGCGAAACAAUCCCGACAGCGUCGUUUCUCCGGGUGGUGUCGCUGCGUCGAUGCAGUCGGCCGCGGAUCACAACAAGGCUGCAGGAUACGCUUGAAGGGAAAGAGAAGAGAAAAGAGUGCCUUCGUCUUUAGGGGCUUUGGGAGGGAUUCUUUCUUUUUCCUUUCCAUGGUAGGAAACAGGCAGAGCAGAGACGACCAUUGUCUGUGAGUAGCUGUUGGAAAUCCAGAGGGGAAGUUUUGGAAA